Molecule: messenger RNA, 2058 nt
Organism: Apis florea (little honeybee)
Lineage: Eukaryota; Metazoa; Arthropoda; Insecta; Hymenoptera; Apidae
Gene: Osi13
Product: Protein Osi13
Cellular component (GO): membrane
Source: RefSeq, a predicted model, not a curated record
CUUUUCUUUUUUGUGAUCGAUCUCACAAUUCUUCUUUUGGAGGAUGACGCAUUUCUUUUCUCUCCCGUGGUGAUCCAAGUGAUAAAUUGAAUUUCUUGAGAACCGCUCCAUCCAUCGUCAAGUUCCUGUUACAUAGAAUAUAUCACGUAUUUGUCGACAGCGUGCCUAUAGCGAUUAGAGGAAUGCUGCUGCUCUAUCCGUUGCUGUUCCUGCCUCUGUUAUUAACGAUGGCGGAGAGCACACAGGCCACCAUGAUACAGGAAAGGUGGAAGCCCCAGCUGGAAAAUUGGAGAAGGCCCGCGGAUUGGAUCGGUGAUGGAAUUUUGAACGUUGCUGGCACCGUUCUUCCCGUGACUCGAUCACCGUUCGACGGAAUACGAGCUCGUAGGAAGAAGAAACACAAGUUGAACAAAUACGUCAUUCCCCUGAUCGUAGGAUUCAUGUUGAUAAAAUCGAUUCUCCUGCCUAUUGCCUUGAAGACGUUGGCCAUUUUAAGCGGGAAGGCGGUCGUUCUGAGCUUGAUGAGCUUGAUUCUGGCGGCCAUCGUGGGGCUGAAGAGGGUCGCACAGGGCCACACGGGAGGGAGCUACGAGGUGCUAACCGUGCCCCACAACAAAUACAAAAGGCAAGAUUAUCUCGACACGGGGGACGACUUGAUGGACACCGAGCCUUACAAGUUUUAUAGGGAACGGCGCAGGAGAAAGAUCAAAUUUGUUCAGGAAACAUUUUCUCUCUGAAAAGCAACAAACUGCAAAUUCGAUUAACAUAGGAAGAUGAAUUUGAAUAAAGAAUAAAGAAUCUCAAGGAUCUUCAAGAUCUCACUUCCAACAAUUGAGAAAGAUAAUUAUGUCGAAGCAAAGAGUGAACGUUAUCGAUAUUUUUUUUUUUGCAAUCAAAAGAAUCUUGACAUUUUUAAUUAUUUAAUUAAUAUUUAAUAACUGAUUGAAGUUGUUAACACUGUUUUUAAUAUUGAUAAUUGAUCGAAAGUUGCUUCGCACUCGAGAAUACUUCGUUUAUCAAACAAGCUUCGUGGUUUAUAAAACUUUCUUUGUUCGUUCACAAAUAUGAACGAGACUCGCUAAUUAUUCCGUUACGCAAAAGGAACGAAGCAAGAACGAGGUAAGAAGUUAGCGAAUGAAAAGUGAAGCGAAUCAUAGAAAGUGUUUUUCGAAUAACUGUCAAUAUUCCUCGAUUAUACGGGGGAGAAAAUUUCCAUGAUUAAUCGCUACGAAUUUGAUUCUUGGCGUCGAUUCUUCGCGUAAAAAAGAAAGCUCGUAUCUUUUCUAAAUUUUGAGAAUUACCAAGUAAACGAUCUCAUUGAAUGUGUGAAUAACUUUUGUUUUCCUAAAGUUAAAGUAAAAUUGUUGUUUCGAGAAAUUGAUUUGGAUCUCGUAAAUGUUCCAUCAUCUAUUUUUUCUAGAUUACAAGAGUUGCUUAUCAUAAUUAAAUAGUGAUGAUAUUGUACUAAAUAUACGAUAGAAUUGAAAGUAAUUAAAUAUAGCUGUAGUAUUAAUUCUUGUUUUUUGAAAGUAAGAUAAAUUUAAAAUUUGUCAAAAUUUGAUCGAUUUGGUGAUUUCUACUUCUUUGGUGUUACUACUUCGAGAUGGUAACAAAUAACAAAAGUUAUAAAAAUAUAGAACAAGAUUUACCUCAUUCACGAUCGUUCACAAGUAAAUGAGAAAAAAAUAAAAAUAAUAAAACUAUAGAACGAGCUAGCUGUAUUAAAUAGGGCAACAAGUCUCCAUCCCACCAAGUCUCGUUAUAAAAUUCGUGGAAGAAUAAUAACUCGCCUUUCCAAUUCCAAUGUCUCUUAUUUUUCAAUCACUCUUACUCUAUUCAAAAAUUUCAAUUUGCAAAACAUUGUCUUUCCAACUAACAACCUAUUGAGAAUGAAAUCACGUCGAUUGAAAGUCGAAAUACAAGAAGAAGAUGACAAUGGGAAGAAAGUAAUAUAGACGCAAUCGAAAUUGAAUCAUCGUCGAAAGCAAGAUGAGUAAGAAAUUUCUCCAUUUAUUGUAUAUUAACAUUCUCGAUCUCCGUUCCGCCAACCGAUUCUUU